Messenger RNA from Phlebotomus argentipes, 1419 nucleotides. RefSeq names its product protein mab-21-like. The record is from RefSeq and is a predicted model, not a curated record. The transcript has 2 exons. Lineage: Eukaryota; Metazoa; Arthropoda; Insecta; Diptera; Psychodidae. Bases 225 to 1322 code for a protein of 365 amino acids.
UUCACCUGAAUCUCGCACUCUCUCUCGCCGGAUGGCGAGCAUUCCCAUGUUCUGUGCCGGAAUGAGUGUCUCUCCCGUGUCUUCGCGAUGCUCCGCUGGCAAUAAAUCCGAUUGAGGUCUCUGCAGUUCUGUGACGAGAAUCGCACUGUGAGUUCAAUCCCGGCGCGCGAAAUCCGCGAACAAGAGUGAAAUGCUCACAUGCUGAUUGUCCAGUGGAUUGUGAAAUGUUGGUUCCUCCGGACAUGGUCGCGCCGCAGUCCAAGCUGGUCUACCAGAUCAAUAAGUUCUGCACGGAGCGCGUGCAGUGCCGAAUGGUGCAGAUGAGCAAGACCAUCUUCGAGAUCUGCAAGAUUGUCCAGGACAUUCUGCGCGAGGUGGAAAUCCAAGAGCCCAGAUUCAUAUCAAGUCUGGCCGAAUACAAUGGAAGGUACGAAGGCCUGGAAGUCAUUUCGCCGUAUGAGUUCGAAAUAGUGCUGUAUCUCAAUCAGAUGGGCGUCUUCAACUUCGUGGACGAUGGCACACUUCCGGGAUGCGCCGUGCUCAAGCUGAGCGACGGCCGCAAGCGAUCCAUGUCACUCUGGGUGGAAUUCAUCACAGCCUCCGGCUACUUGUCGUCCAGGAAGAUCCGCUCGCGCUUCCAGACACUCGUGGCUCAGGCAUGCGAGAAGUCUUGCUACAGGGACAUCGUGAGACUCUUGGCGGACGUGUCGGAGGUGAAGCUGAAGAUCAGAGAGCAGUUCAUCGUGCAGAUCACGCCAGCAUUCAAGUGUUCAGGCAUUUGGCCCAGAUCUGCCUCGCACUGGCCACUGCCCGGCAUUCCCUGGCCACAUCCCAACAUCGUGGCCGAGGUGAAGACGGAGGGAUUUGAUUUGCUCUCCAAGGAGAGCAUCGCCCUGCAGGGGAAGAACAAUGCCAUGGAGGGCGACGCGUGGGUGAUGAACUUCCGCGAGGCUGAGAAUAGAUUGUUGUACGGCGGAUGUCGCAAGAAGUGCUUGAGCAUCCUCAAGACACUCCGAGACAGACACUUGGACCUGCCCGGAGAUCCGCUCACGUCUUAUCACAUGAAGACGCUUUUGCUGUACGAGUGCGAAAAACACCCGCAGGAAAUUGAGUGGGACGAAACGUGCUUGGCGGACAGGAUCAAUGGGAUCUUCCUGCAGCUGAUCUCGUGUCUGCAGUGCCGCCGAUGUCCGCACUACUUCCUGCCCGGCCUCAAUCUCUUCAAAGGGAAAUCCACGGCGUCCAUGGAGAAUGCCGCCAAGGAGAUUUGGAAGCUGCUGCGGGAAAUGUUGACGAAUAGUUACGCAUUCGAGAAGCUUUGAGGGAAAUUGUACAACAGUUUCUAGCGAAUUUGUAAAAGUGAUAUAUUAAAUUUGUCAGUCUUUGUUAUCAAUCGCAAACAUUUCUCUUGCCAUGAGA